This is a messenger RNA of Lodderomyces parapsilosis, 993 nucleotides long. RefSeq lists its product as uncharacterized. Lineage: Eukaryota; Fungi; Ascomycota; Pichiomycetes; Serinales; Debaryomycetaceae. Gene Ontology annotation, biological process: negative regulation of rDNA heterochromatin formation; negative regulation of silent mating-type cassette heterochromatin formation. The record is from RefSeq and is a predicted model, not a curated record. Gene Ontology annotation, cellular component: Rpd3L complex; cytosol. The transcript has a single exon. The coding region runs from base 1 to 993 and encodes 330 amino acids.
AUGGAUAGCAAGUCCUUAGAAGUAAUAUCACGAUUCAAAGAUGCCCUUGCCACAAGAAAUAAGCUUGAGUCGAGUCUUGCCAACCCAUCAACGAAAAUAACAUCAACAACAACCUCAUCAUCAUCAACAACAGAAGCCAACGAUACUCUUCCCACAUACAAUCGUGGUCUCAAAUUACAUUUCCAAAAUCCCUCACUUGACAGCCUCAAUGCUAAAUCAGUAGAGUACAAUGGUGAAAAAUAUACCGUGCUAACCAAUGAUUCAAUCGAGCGUGGUAACAUCAGAAACAAACGCAAAUGGAAUGAGUUUUACAAUGAUGGCGAUGCCAAGGAGGGAGAUGAGUAUGAAAAUGAUGUAGAAUGGUCAGAUGAAGACGAAGAAGAGAUCCAUCCGUUAAAACAGUCGCGGAUAAUUGAACUAUUAUCACCAAUCAAUCAUCCCCUGGAACUCGUUACUCACCCAGCAAUUUCGAAAACCUACCAACUGCAAACGUUGAAUAAAUUGGCAAUGGAAUUGAUUGAAGUGAUUGAAUUUGAACAAAAUAACCUCAAUUGGUUAAACAAGUUGCUUCAAGUCUUGAAUGGAGAAGAUUGGUUUUAUUUGCUUGAGGAAAACAUUGGUCUUAGAGAUUAUGAUCAUGGUUUGGAUGAAGACAAGAAGAAGGCGAUUACAAAGAAGAAGGAAAAAUCAAUUGCCGAUGCAUCUAAAGCGGUUGUUGACAACUUCAGAAGCGAAGAAGAGGAGCAAGCUGAUCCAUUUUUCGCAUUACCCACUGCUGUCAAACGAUUUGAAGCAUUUCAAGAGCAAUUAGAAACUAAAGAUGAAUCCGGUGUCAAGGAAGAGCUCAUCAAUUACUUACAGGUGAGUAUACAGAGACAACAUGAGUAUAUUGAAAAUCUAACGCAGUUGAGAAAUGGAUUAGUGCGUGCAGAUAGGUUAAAGAGUGAUCUUUAUAAAUGGGGGCAAGAAAUGCACGAUAAGAAAAGCUCUUGA